This is a messenger RNA of Fulmarus glacialis (Northern fulmar), 1286 nucleotides long. RefSeq names its product actin, alpha skeletal muscle B-like. The record is from RefSeq and is a predicted model, not a curated record. NCBI's taxonomy places the organism in Eukaryota, Metazoa, Chordata, Aves, Procellariiformes, Procellariidae. The transcript has 8 exons. Bases 31 to 1164 code for a protein of 377 amino acids.
ACUGUUUUGCAGCCAAAAUUGUGAGGCACUAUGUGCGAUGAUGAUGAAACCACCGCCCUUGUGUGUGACAACGGUUCUGGGCUUUGCAAAGCCGGGUUUGCAGGAGAUGAUGCCCCACGAGCUGUAUUUCCAUCCAUCGUUGGACGUCCGCGACAUCAGGGUGUUAUGGUUGGAAUGGGUCAAAAAGACAGCUAUGUAGGGGAUGAAGCACAAAGUAAAAGAGGAAUCCUGACGCUGAAGUAUCCCAUUGAGCAUGGAAUCAUCACUAACUGGGAUGACAUGGAAAAGAUUUGGCAUCAUUCUUUCUACAACGAGCUCCGGGUUGCGCCGGAGGAACACCCCGUCCUGCUGACCGAGGCCCCCUUGAAUCCCAAGGCCAACCGUGAAAAAAUGACUCAGAUUAUGUUUGAGACGUUCAAUGUGCCAGCCAUGUAUGUAGCAAUUCAGGCAGUGCUGUCUCUGUACGCAUCUGGAAGAACAACUGGAAUCGUUUUGGAUUCCGGGGAUGGUGUCACACACAAUGUGCCUAUCUACGAGGGCUAUGCCUUGCCUCACGCCAUCAUGAGACUCGAUCUGGCAGGCAGAGACCUGACUGACUAUCUCAUGAAAAUUCUUACGGAGAGAGGCUACUCUUUUGUCACCACUGCGGAACGGGAGAUUGUGAGAGAUGUCAAGGAGAAGCUUUGUUAUGUGGCUUUGGAUUUUGAAAAUGAAAUGGCAACUGCUGCGUCCUCCUCCUCUCUUGAGAAGAGCUACGAGCUUCCCGAUGGACAAGUCAUCACCAUUGGGAAUGAACGGUUCCGAUGCCCAGAAACUCUCUUCCAGCCAUCCUUCAUAGGGAUGGAAUCUGCAGGUAUCCACGAAACCACUUACAACAGUAUUAUGAAAUGCGAUAUCGACAUCCGUAAGGAUCUCUAUGCUAAUAACGUCCUCUCUGGAGGAACCACGAUGUAUCCUGGGAUUGGCGAUCGUAUGCAGAAAGAGAUUACAGCGUUGGCUCCAAGUACUAUGAAGAUUAAGAUGAUUGCACCACCAGAACGUAAAUACUCUGUCUGGAUUGGGGGCUCAAUAUUGGCAUCUCUGUCCACUUUUCAGCAAAUGUGGAUCAGUAAAGAUGAAUAUGAGGAAGCUGGCCCCUCUAUUGUCCAUCGCAAGUGCUUUUGAAUACUUCCACCACGUGCUGUCAGUGAUAAGUAGCGCGGUUUCUCCACACAUCACCCGCCUUCAUUUACCUCUGGGGGUGGUUUGGCUUUCUUCCACGUGUUAAAAAACCACACUGUAUGGAU